Molecule: messenger RNA, 719 nt
Organism: Coregonus sp. 'balchen'
Lineage: Eukaryota; Metazoa; Chordata; Actinopteri; Salmoniformes; Salmonidae
Source: the annotation of a GenBank genome assembly
AUGAGUCUCUCAGCCAAGGACAAAGCCAACGUGAAGGCCAUCUGGGGCAAGAUCCUCCCUAAAUCCGAUGAGAUUGGAGAACAGGCUCUUUCCAGGUAAUUACAUAACGAUGUAUGAUAAAUUAUACAAGGACAUGUUUAUUCAAAUUAUUAACACAUAACUCCUCAGUCAAUUCUAUGGAAGCUAUGAAUGCGUAGCCUAUCUCAGCAAAAAUAUGGACGGGAUCCCCGACCGUGUGAAUUAUUAUUUAAGAUGAAUUUUGGCUCACCUGAUUUCUAAUGUCCACGACAGGAUGCUCGUCGUCUACCCCCAGACCAAGGCUUACUUCUCCCACUGGGCUUCCGUGGCCCCCGGUUCCGCUCCAGUGAAGAAGCACGGCAUCACCAUCAUGAAUCAGAUCGAUGAAUGUGUUAACAACAUGGACAAUCUCUUUGGUUUCUUGUCCAAGCUCAGUGAACUGCACGCCACCAAGCUGAGGGUGGACCCCACCAACUUCAAGGUAAGAGAAUAAGACUGGAAAGAACACACACAAAAAAUCUGAGUUUUUACCUGUGUGAAGGUGAAAUAAUCUAUUCCCUUUUCAUUUGCAGAUCCUGGCUCACAACCUGAUUGUGGUCGUUGCCGCCUACUUCCCCGCCGAAUUCACCCCCGAGAUCCAUUUGUCCGCGGACAAGUUCCUGCAGCAACUGGCUCUGGCCCUGGCCGAGAAGUACCGCUAA